GCAGUUCUGUGCGACUUGACACUGACAUUUUGAAUAGCAAGCAUGCUGUACAUUUUAAAGCUUUGGAUAUUUUUUGGUGCUCUGGUUGCUUCAAAAGCGUUGGACCACUGCAAAGGAAUAUGUGAAGAUGUCACACUGAUCACAAUCAGCGCCUCUCUGAAAUCUCAAGUCUUUCUGCCUUGUCACUUUGGUACAAGCCUUCAAACAAGCACUACAACUGAAAGAGUGGAAUGGAGCCACUUUUCUAGUCUCCUGAAGAUCGCACAGAAUGGGAUCGUCUUCUUUAAUAAUCCUAGAGAAGGACGAGUCAAUGUUUUUCCAAAUCUAGCAUACGGAGGAAACUUUUCCAUCGUCAUUCAAGAUCUGCAGCUUUCAGAUCUCGGCACAUACUGUUGUGAGCUGAGCAGGAAAUGCUGGAAAGUGGAGAUCACAGAAUCACCUCAUCCAGCUAAGAAAAAUGAGGAGUACCAAAACGCCUGGUUAUUCUUUUUUGCUGGAGCUGGAAUUUUUACUCUUCUUUUUAUUGCAUUCAUUUGUAUUUCAAAAUUCAGUGCCAUACAUAACUUUUUGCUUAACUGGACAAGAAAAAUUGCGAGAUCAUCUAAAUGUAACUCUUCCAAUGAAGAACACAAAGAAGCAUUCAGAAAAGUCCCAGAGUCAACUCUAGAUCUUGAUGACUGUACCACUUCUAUAGUGUACUAUGUCAACCAGGAAGAACUUCACAAUCCAGGCGAUAAUGACAAGAGUGGAAAAUAAAAAUGCAGUUAUUUCCUAAUUAUGGAUUACAAAUCUGUUGUUUAUUUUGUAACUCAGCAAAGGUGUGUCUAAUUGUUUAUUCUUUUUUCAAAUGUCUGUUUAGAAACAUGUGUUUAUAUUACCAUUAAUUAAUUUAUACUGAUGAGAGAGAGAGAGCUGAUAAUAUCCUAGACUUUUGAAUACAUUUGUAAACCUCUGUUGGAGAAUACAGCUUA
Molecule: messenger RNA, 971 nt
Organism: Myxocyprinus asiaticus (Chinese sucker)
Lineage: Eukaryota; Metazoa; Chordata; Actinopteri; Cypriniformes; Catostomidae
Exons: 6
Coding region: 43-756 (237 amino acids)
Source: RefSeq, a predicted model, not a curated record